Camellia sinensis is the source of this 792-nucleotide messenger RNA. NCBI's taxonomy places the organism in Eukaryota, Viridiplantae, Streptophyta, Magnoliopsida, Ericales, Theaceae. The record is from RefSeq and is a predicted model, not a curated record.
AUGGAGACCAUGAAAAUGCUAAAACAAUCAUUACAAGCUGAGUUGUUUAGAGAAACAAAACUCAUAAUUUGGGAUGAAGUUCCUAUGCAACAUAGACAUUGUGUUGAGGCGGUUGAUCGUACAUUGAGGGAUAUUCGUGAUAGUGAAAAGCCAUUUGGGGGUAUUACUGUUGUUCUUGGUGGAGACUUUCGACAAAUCUUACUAGUUAUACCUAAAGGAUUUCGUGAGCAAAUUGUGAAUGCAUCAUUAAGACACUUUGUUCUAUGGAAGCAUAUACAUAUCUUAACUUUGGAUUUGAAUAUGCGCUUGAAUCAUGAAGACCAUGAAAAUGCUAUUUUUGCCAAAUUCUUGAUGAAGAUUGGGACUAAUCCUCAAGAAAUCAUCAACCUUCCAUCAACAAUACACAAAUGUCAAGAUUUGAGUGAAUUGCUUUCUACAGUUUACCCACAGUUGAAUAUGAUAGAGACACCGACCCCAACAUUUUUAACUGAACGCACCAUUCUGUCUGCGCGUAACGAUGAUGUCAGUGACAUUAAUACUACUGCGUUGAAUAUCUUUCCAGGGAGAUUAUAUACUUAUUUUGCAGCAGAUAAAAUGAUUGGAUCGAAAAAUUUAUGGAGCUUAAAAGGAGAAAUACAACUAGCUUGCUUCGAUGGGGAUGCAAUAAGGCACGGGCAUACGCUAGAAUAUGGACUACAUGCUAACUAUGCCUUCAGGAUCCUCCUAAUAGCGAAGAGAGCAUAUUGGGAAGUAGAGGAGAAUAUGGACUACAUGCUAACUAUUAGAUAUUGA